AUGCCAGUCGUCACUGUCAAAGCACAUAAAGGUCACCGUAAAAACUGGGACCUCAGCGCUGCUCUGAAUGAUUACGAGGAGCUCCGGCAGGUCCACACUGCCAACCUGCCGCAGGUCUUUAACGAGGGCCGCUACUACAAGCAGCCGGAGACGCGCGACACGCCCACCCAUGUCAACAAGAUCGACAGGCCGUGCGCGCAGAAGCAGGAGGACAAUGCCCAAGAGAAGCGUCUGUCCCGCGGGAUCUCCCAUGCCAGCUCUGCUAUCGUCUCCCUGGCUCGGCUGCAGGUGGCUAAUGAGUGCACGAGCGAGCAGUUCCCCUUAGAGAUGCCCAUUUACACAUUCCAGCUGCCCGACCUCAGCGUCUACAGCGAGGACUUUAGGAGCUUCAUAGAAAGAGAUCUGAUAGAGCAGUCCACCAUGAUGGCUCUGGAGCAGGCUGGACGUCUGAACUGGUGGUCCACCACGUGCACCAGCUGCAAGAAGCUCCUUCCUCUGGCCACCACGGGGGAUGGGAACUGCCUUCUGCACGCUGCCUCUUUAGGGAUGUGGGGCUUCCACGAUAGAGACCUGAUGCUGAGGAAGUCUCUGUACACCAUGAUGAAGAGCGGAGCGGAGAGAGAUGCCCUGAAGAGGAGGUGGAGGUGGCAGCAGACCCAGCAGAACAAGGAGUCGGGGCUGGUCUACACCGAGGAAGAGUGGGGGAGAGAGUGGAACGAGCUGCUGAAGUUGGCCUCCAGCGAGCCUCGAACUCAUCUCAGCAAAACUGGGAACGCCAGCGGAGGGGUGGAUAACUCCGAGGAUCCGGUCUACGAGAGUUUAGAGGAGUUCCAUGUGUUUGUGUUGGCCCACGUGCUGCGCAGGCCAAUUGUAGUGGUGGCUGACACGAUGCUCAGAGACUCAGGAGGAGAAGCAUUUGCUCCCAUCCCAUUUGGAGGGCUCUACCUGCCCCUGGAAGUGCCUCCGAGCCGCUGCCACUGCUCCCCUCUGGUCCUGGCCUACGAUCAGGCCCACUUCUCUGCGCUGGUGUCCAUGGAGCAGAGAGAUCAGCAGCGAGAGCAAGGCAUCAAGCAGGGAGUGGACAACAUGAAGGAACUGACUUAA
Nematolebias whitei (Rio pearlfish) is the source of this 1104-nucleotide messenger RNA. RefSeq names its product OTU domain-containing protein 7A. The transcript is spliced from 9 exons. The record is from RefSeq and is a predicted model, not a curated record. Gene Ontology annotation, molecular function: K63-linked polyubiquitin modification-dependent protein binding; cysteine-type deubiquitinase activity. The coding region runs from base 1 to 1104 and encodes 367 amino acids. Gene Ontology annotation, cellular component: cytoplasm; nucleus. Lineage: Eukaryota; Metazoa; Chordata; Actinopteri; Cyprinodontiformes; Rivulidae. Gene Ontology annotation, biological process: protein K11-linked deubiquitination; protein deubiquitination involved in ubiquitin-dependent protein catabolic process; protein K63-linked deubiquitination.